AUGCCACUCAAACGCAAAUUAUCCGAGGAUGAGUUCUCGGCUAGAGACAAUCCGGCGCGGAUGCCUUUUGACAGACGCUUGCUCUUCCCCACACCAGAAAGAACACAUGAAAAUGGCGUAGACACAGCUUUGAGUUCAGAAGAAGUCUACAAUCAAGGCAGUCGUCCAAUUGCGUCUUCAUCAUGCAGAUUACUGGGCGACAGGGCUAUCCCUGCAUCACUUCCCUUAGACAACAUGAUCAGCGCUAUCCAAGAACUGAUCGACCCGGACUUCGACCCAGUAAUCAGAGACAUCGACUUGGAUGAUGAUAUAUGUCAGUUUUUGAAACCCAUGCCAUCUCACAUCGCACCCGAUGAUGUUGAAUAUCUUCGCUCUAAAAACGCUCUUACUGUACCGGAGCCUUCGUUGCUGAAUGAACUGUUGAGAGCUUAUUUUCAAUGGAGCUACAACUUCAUGCCAGUCUUGGACAUACAAGACUUCUUGCCGGCUAUUGUGAACAACGAUCCGGAUGCGAACAUCAGUCUCUUUUUGCUUCAAGCAGUCAUGUUUGCUGGAUCGGCUUUUGCCGAUAUGAAUCAUCUUAGAGCUGGGGGCUUCCAUACUCGAAGGGAGGCUCGAAAAGAGUUUUUCACGCGUGCAAGGCUCUUGUACCACCUAGAAUACGAAGGAGAUCCUAUCUGUCGGCUUCAGGCAUUCUUAUUGUUGACAUAUAACAACGAGCGAGACAACAGCAUGCAAAACGAUAUAUGGUUCUGGCUUGGCCUUUGCAACACACAAGCUCAGUCUAUUGGACUACAUCGUGACCCAUCCAACCUGGACAUGGAUUCUGCCAGAAAACGACUACGGAGACGUCUUUGGUGGUGUCUUUUUGCUCGGGAUCGAAUGGUCGCUCUCGCGCUUCGGCGACCAACACAGGUCAACGAGGCAAUUAGUGAUGUUCCGUCGUUACGAUUAGCUGAUUUGGCCGUUGGGCCGUUGGAUCCUACAGUGAUUGCAACUAUUGGCUGCGAAUAUAUGAGGCAUACAUCUCAUCAAAGACGAUUGGCUUUGAUGUUCAUCGAGAAGGUCAACCUGUGUCGUUGCCUUGGCCACAUUCUAUUUGCCCAAUAUUCGCCUGCCAGUCUUUCUACUAACGGGCCGGCCGACAAGACCACCAUCACUCUUGUCCCUCGACAAAUUUCGGAUACAGAAUUAGAACGCUGUAGUCAAAAACUAGACACCUGGGUAAGAAACCUCCCAAGAGAAAUUGACAUCGACGUGCCACUUUCUCGCGGAGGGAGUGACAUCGGAGAAAGGAUCCAUCUGGUACACUCGUCGAUGUUACGUAUGAUAUACUACGCAACCUGUUCGGCAUUAUAUCAGCCACGAGCUUUUACUCAGGGAAGAGAACAACAGGCUCCGGCAUUGACAGCAAACAACUUGACGGAUACGGUUCGACAUAGACUACACGCGGCAGCAUCAAAAACCACCGAUAUACUACAUCAGAUCAAUCGUUUAGAUCUGGCAAGAUUUCUUCCAGCAGCUGGUUUGACUGCCAUAAGACCGGCGGCGAUAGUCCAUUUGGUCAAUAUCACAUCGACGAAUCAUGUUAUAAGGGAUAAGAGUACCUGGAGCUUUCGCCAAUGUCUUCAAUUACUUGGACAACUGAAGGACAUAUACCCUGCUGCGGAAUAUGAGGCUGCCUGUAUCCAUCAUGCAGUACAAUUACAAUAUGGCAGAAAAGGUUACUCUUAUAGUUUGCGUCAGGACAUUCGACUAGGUACAAAUAAGGUUGAUAGUUUUGACAAGAUACCCCAACGGAGUCCGCCACCACGAAGAAAUUCCCACCAAACAGCCGGCUUUGUCAUAUCAUCUGACAUCCACAAUUUAACUUCCGACGCAUUACCAACGAGUAAGGACAAUAUCGAGCAUCUUCUCGACCAAGGAACCCCAGGCGUAAGACAAGAAGAUUCAAUGGACCAGACUCAAGACCUGCCGUUUGAUGAAUGGCUCAUCCAGUAUGAUAAGGGGCUAGACACUACGAGCUCCCUUCCGUUGAAAAUUGAUGAUUUCAUGUCGACCAACAACAAAAGCCAAGAUAGCGAUGAGAAAUCAAACCCAACAAUUGAGACGCCACAGAAACCCAGUCUUAAUUCUCAUCCCCACGAACAGGAUAGUCGUCGUUCACCUUCUCCAGCUACGGUUUUGCCUCCGGUUGAUGAGCGUUCCUACGCAGAUGGAACAUCGAUAAUGCCCGAAGACGUAGACGAAGCUCUAGGCUUAUAUGAAGACGAUGGGUCGACCUGCUAA
Talaromyces marneffei is the source of this 2289-nucleotide messenger RNA. RefSeq lists its product as uncharacterized. Gene Ontology annotation, biological process: DNA-templated transcription. Lineage: Eukaryota; Fungi; Ascomycota; Eurotiomycetes; Eurotiales; Trichocomaceae. The transcript has 2 exons. Bases 1 to 2289 code for a protein of 762 amino acids. Gene Ontology annotation, molecular function: DNA binding; zinc ion binding. The record is from RefSeq and is a predicted model, not a curated record.